ACUUUCUCACACCAAUAUCAAUAUUCUCUUAGCUUAUUCCACAUUACAAUCUUCUUCAAAUCUUUACCAAGCUCUGUAAUCCUCAUCAUGGGUGUAUUCACUUAUGAAACAGAGUUCACCUCUGUCAUCCCACCCCCAAGACUGUACAAGGCAUUUGUCCUUGAUGCUGAUAACCUCAUCCCCAAGAUUGCCCCACAGGCUGUGAAGAGUGCCGAAAUCGUUCAAGGUGAUGGAGGUGUUGGAACCAUCAAGGAGAUUCACCUCGGUGAAGGAAGCCAAUACAGUUACGUGAAGCAUCAGAUUGAUGGACUUGACAAAGACAACUUUGGCUACAACUACAGCAUUAUCGAAGGGGAUGCUAUCGGAGACAAUGUUGAGAAAAUCUCCUAUGAGAUCAAGUUGGUGGCAUUUCCAAGUGGUGGCUCCAUCAUCAAGAGCACCAGCCACUACCACUGCAAAGGUGAGGUUGUGAUCAAGGAAGAGCAUGUCAAGGCCGGAAAAGAAAGAGCCGCUGGUUUAUUCAAGAUCAUUGAGAACCACCUUUUGGCCAACCCUGAGGCCUACAACUAAAUCAAACCAUGACAAUGCUACUGCAUUAUCCUGUUCUGUUGUGUCCUGUUUUUGUUUUUUUUGUCAUGUUGUGUCAUUGUGAUAUAUUUCUCUUUCCUUUCCUACCAAACCAGGGAUUGUCUUGGCUUGCACUCCCGGUGAUGGUGAAUUGUAUGUUACAUUGGAAUAUUUUUGAAAAAUAAAGAAUAAAACUCAUGUUUCUCUC
Molecule: messenger RNA, 775 nt
Organism: Argentina anserina (silverweed cinquefoil)
Lineage: Eukaryota; Viridiplantae; Streptophyta; Magnoliopsida; Rosales; Rosaceae
Product: major strawberry allergen Fra a 1.08-like
Exons: 1
Coding region: 88-570 (160 amino acids)
Biological process (GO): defense response; abscisic acid-activated signaling pathway
Cellular component (GO): cytoplasm; nucleus
Molecular function (GO): signaling receptor activity; protein phosphatase inhibitor activity; abscisic acid binding
Source: RefSeq, a predicted model, not a curated record